Aspergillus versicolor CBS 583.65 is the source of this 2390-nucleotide messenger RNA. RefSeq lists its product as uncharacterized. The record is from RefSeq and is a predicted model, not a curated record. The coding region runs from base 217 to 2172 and encodes 651 amino acids. The transcript has a single exon. NCBI's taxonomy places the organism in Eukaryota, Fungi, Ascomycota, Eurotiomycetes, Eurotiales, Aspergillaceae.
CGAACUUCCCUGACUGAGCUGCAGGAGAACAUCUCGGAGGAAAUAGCGGCACGACUGGGCCAGACGAACACGCAGACGCUUGGUGCAGAAGACAUGAGUCCCUCUUUGCGAACCUAUCCCCUCGACCUUUUAGCCUUGCCCCGACCGCAGUGACCUACAGCAGCAACACUGUAAACACCAACAUCCCCCGGCCGUUCAUGACCCCACUUCCCACAGAUGCCACGCCAUCGACCAGUAUCCCCCCUCGCACUGGAAACAUGCCCAUUGCGAGACUCGGACUUGGAUGACUAUGAGCUGGCGUGCUCAGACGAUGACCUUGACGAGAGCCAACGCUCCGCGAGGCGCCGGAGGGUUGAGAAGCUCGGGGAGGCAUACCUGAAGGGUACCUCUCUUUUUAUCCUCUCUGCUUCUCUCCGGGGUCCUUUGGAUGGAGGCUGGGUAAACCCAUGGAAAAAGGACAGGAGAAAAACCGCUGAAAACAAGCGCGACAACGGCCCGACAGAACAACCGGUAAUACCGGAAACCAACUCUCACAAACGCCGACACCACCAAAGCCCAACUGUCAUUCCUUGUUCUGCAUCUUCGGCUACCCGGCAGACUUGGUCUCGCCCUGAGCGUUCUCCCACACACGCAAAACUCAAGCCUACAGACCGGGAGCCUGGAUUAGCAUCUGCCGCGCGCGAUAGUCAAUCUCCUCGCUUCACUCGAUAUAAACCUACAGACUCAAAGUGGUUAAAAAAGGGCAAGGUCUCUACCCGAUUCCAGAAUAUCGAACCACCAACCUCUCCCACGACUAGUAUAUCUUCCCGCCAACUGAAAAAAGGUGGUGCGGCUGGUUCUCAGUCAAAUGGCAGACCAGGAUCGGCAGACUAUGAAUCAGCCAGAACAUCAAAAGGCCACCAAAGAAAGCAUUCGAAACAACUUGAAUCAGAAAAUAGUGUUUCAUCUUCCCACAGAGGACGUCACACACUUGGAUCGACCCUGCAGAAAGAUAGCUCUCAGUCUGUGAACGGAUCAGUCCACGUGGUAUCGUCAUCAUCUCAACUACCAAAAUUCGAGUAUCGAUUGAAACAACAUGGCAAGCCUACCGAGAAAAUAGAAAGACAACACAGUCCAAAACCUAGAGAGGAAGAUGGUAGUGAGGCUGGCACUGUUGGUACCUCUGAUGUGCCUGCAGACAAACCGGAGAAGCCUCCCGAUAAAUCUCCAUUGACAUGCGGUGCUGAACCUAUCCAGGUAGACCCUAACGUUCAGCAAAAUACAAUGAACUCUACAACCUUGACGAAUGCCUCUAAUAUUGCGGAGAAUCCCAUGUCAACGAAUUUGGACAAAGGGUUGGUUAACAACCCUACCAAUGAGACCACAAGCGCAAACAACCUACCGUCAGCCCAACAUGCAGCUGUGAAUCCGGCACCUUCCGAUAACCUCACAUCCCUAUAUUCGAUUGCGGUGUCGAAAGCAACUUCAAACCGUACCGAGGAACAUAACGCCGAUCAGCAAUUUUCCACUCAGGCGGCCCUUAUGAUGGCGCAGAAGUCUUUCCAGAAUGAUAUUUUAAGCCCCGACUGCAGCCCGGUGACAUCAGCAAAGAAACGACGAGCAUCUCAAGACCCGAACCACCACUCCCCGAACGCAGUCAACAUUACUCCGUUCCACGCAAUCAACACGCGCGAGCGAGGAAUUCCCAGUGGACUAAAUGAACUCGGGACAGAUAGGCGGGAAAUGUUGAGCACACAGUACAUGGUCGACGCUGUGACACCCUUCACAUUUAGUACGGAGAAGAAAGCCGAAUUCCGUACACUGUCCUCUGGAAAAGAUAUCUCGAAAGACAAGAAGCGAAAAACAACCAGUUUUGCUUUAUCAUCGCCGUCUGAGAUCCCGUCAGAGGAUUGGACGCCUGAAGAGGAACACACGGAAGGCAUUGUGCAGCCGAACUCGGCAGAAGCUCGUAAUUCGCCUUCUGGAUCUGAGCAGAACGCCCUGCCAAUGACCCUGACGGGCACAACACCACCAACAGCCCAGGAAGGACAAGCUGUGGAAAGCUUUGAUCUCAGCCAGGCAAUUGCAGAAGCGGGCAGCUGGUUGCAGCAAAGCUUCGAGAUCAAUAAGGACAUUACGCACUGCAAAUCUGCCCAGCUGCCUCGACCUUAUCCUUCAGAGACUGCUCAAUAGUUUCAGAUGCUGAACUGUAAUAUUUCUCGCAUUUCCCUCGAGACAUAUCUAUGGCGUUCCUAGCGAUGCUCUCCAUUUUUAUUUUAUGAUAGCAUAGCGAUUUGGUACUCUUCACGGAGUUUCGGGUUUUAACUAGUCCAUGAACAUAAUUUUCUAUUUUGUUAUCCAGGACGUAAAAUUUUAAUUACAGUAUUAUGAAAAUAUAUGGGGUUCUCGAG